Cyprinus carpio (common carp) is the source of this 551-nucleotide messenger RNA. RefSeq names its product histone H4. Gene Ontology annotation, biological process: nucleosome assembly. Lineage: Eukaryota; Metazoa; Chordata; Actinopteri; Cypriniformes; Cyprinidae. Gene Ontology annotation, cellular component: nucleosome. The record is from RefSeq and is a predicted model, not a curated record. Gene Ontology annotation, molecular function: DNA binding; structural constituent of chromatin; protein heterodimerization activity.
AUCGGCAUACAUUCUUUUUUUUUGUUGUUUACAAGAAGUGUCUUAAGCAUGUCUGGAAGAGGCAAAGGUGGUAAAGGACUCGGGAAAGGAGGCGCUAAGCGUCAUCGUAAGGUUCUGCGGGAUAACAUCCAGGGCAUCACCAAACCCGCCAUCCGUCGUCUCGCUCGCCGCGGCGGAGUCAAGCGUAUCUCCGGUCUGAUCUACGAGGAGACCCGCGGUGUGCUGAAGGUGUUCCUGGAGAACGUGAUCCGCGAUGCUGUGACCUACACCGAGCACGCCAAGAGAAAGACCGUCACCGCCAUGGACGUCGUGUACGCGCUGAAACGACAGGGACGCACUCUGUACGGCUUCGGAGGAUAAACACGUUACUGUUCUCAACAAAACCCCAAAGGCUCUUUUAAGAGCCACCCACACUGUCACAUAAAGAGUUAUUGCUGAAGUACUGUUGUUGUUUUAAAGACUGAAGUUGAAAGCAUUUUCUUUACUACAACAAAAUUAAUGCAUUAUUUAUUGUACACGGAAUUAUUAAAAACGAAGCUCGUAUGUGUUUA